AUGCAUAAUAUUUUCCUGGGAACUCCAAAGAGGAUACUGGAUUGGUGGAUCGAGAAGAAGAAGAUUUCAAAAGACGAUCUAGUCACAAUGCAGAAGACAGCAGAGACAAUGGUGAUUCCUGGCAAGUACACUGCUUUGACAAAGAAAAUCGGCAAAGGGUUUUCGUACAUGAAAGCAGACAAGUGGAAGUCUAACGCCCACACAUUCUUUGAAAGAUUCUGUCAAAAAUGUGAAACCACGUAUCCAAUCAAAAUUCUCACCUGUAACAUGCAUCUGCACCUCCAUCUUCACAAUGUCAUUUGUGAUUUUGAACCAGUGUAUGGCUAUUGGCUCUUCGGAUUUGAGAGAUUUUACAGUUUGUUAAAAAAUAUGAAAACAAACAGAAAAUUUGGGUUUGAAGAAACGUAUAUGCGAAAAUUUAUUGAAGACGUACACAAGGAAGACUAUGUCAAUGCUGUUCUUCGAUGUCCAAGACAAGCCUCCUUCCGCCAAUUCACUUUUAAACUUAUUUCAGCACCUAUGUCAACCUCUAUGCCAAUUACUGUCCCUACCAUUCGUCAACGUACCUUCCGUUUACAAUCCUUUAUUGAUUAUUCUGAAAAUCCAAAUCUUGUCAUCAAAGGCUAUGAGCCUCUCCCUCCUUCCACCUUCCCACUCCUUACAGCAGCAUUAACACCAAUGAGUAAUAUUCACUAUCUUCAUCUCUUGGAAUAUUAUAAGACUGCAUACAGAAAUCAAGCAUUGGUCCAUUACGAAGAAGCUUCAUUAUCACCAUACUUUGUUGACAACCUGAUAAAUAAGCUUAAAUCAAUAAACAUUCUUAACCAGACUUAUAAAGGCCACAAUGAAUCAGGACAUCAUGGUUCUCUCAUUCAAGUCAAAUUUUAUGGAGGUACAGGCCAGUAUGUACUCGCAUACACAGGUCAAAUUCAGUACCUAUUCACACAUUCCUUUGCCUCACUAUCUACCAACAACAACAAUUGCCAAUUCCGACUUAUGCAUUAUGAUCAACAUGUUUUUGCUUUUGUCAAAUGGUUUAUGUCAGCUGACAAUCAUUCUCGUUCACUUGAACAUGUUGAUAUUUGUUAUCCUACGAUCUCCCAUGACAGCCAUCAAAGCAUAUUGCCAGUGCAUCGAAUUUUGUUGCAAGUUGCUACAGCUGAGCAUACAACGCAUCAAAAUGUUAAAAAAAUACUAGUCAUUCCUUUACCAAAAAAACACUAUGCAUAG
Molecule: messenger RNA, 1230 nt
Organism: Phycomyces blakesleeanus NRRL 1555(-)
Lineage: Eukaryota; Fungi; Mucoromycota; Mucoromycetes; Mucorales; Phycomycetaceae
Exons: 2
Coding region: 1-1230 (409 amino acids)
Source: RefSeq, a predicted model, not a curated record